GUGCACGUGUGCAAAAUUUUGCAGUAUUACUCUUUCCCUUUAUUGUUUUUAGAUCGAACAUUUUCAAUUCUACCUCAAAUCCGACCUACUCGGGGUUGAGCUAUUUUUAUUAGUUUCAGAAUACCUGGCAUCGAUUGGUGUGUUCGAAUCACGUAUGCGUAUGCAUUCGUCACGCAUAUAAUCAAUUCAGUCUCAACUACCGGCAAAAUUUGCAAAAAGAGAUUUAUUUUGUGCUUCGACAUUCUUCUCACCUGCUUGAAUAUUCAUCACAAUCUUGAUGUUAUUCAACAAUACUAAUAAAUGCAGCAGAUAACCUCUGUGUUUGAUGAAUUUAUUUUCCUCAAUUUUAAAAGCUAACGGUCUUUUUUUGAUAGCACAUUGUUCAAAAUGAGCGAUGAUAUAGCGUCUUCAGAAUACUCCUCCAAUUGUAAUGUAAACGAAAAUGCGUUCGAUAAAUCAAUGGUACAUAACGAAGCUACGACGGGGGAAAAGGAGAAGAAGAAGGGCAGAAGAAAAGUCAAAAUUGAAUUUCUAGAAGACAAAUGUAGACGCCACACAACUUUCAGCAAAAGAAAGGGUGGUAUUAUGAAAAAGGCGUGGCAACUCUCUGUUCUAACGGGGACGGACAUAUUUUUGCUAGUUGCAUCGGAAACAGGUCACAUUUAUGGAUUCGCGACUCCAAAACUGCAGCCAAUUAUCAAGAAGGCAGAAGGGCUGAAUCUCAUUCACUCAUGUCUGAAUAGUACAAUAAAUACACAAUGUACGAACACGUGUUCAAGUAAUCAGACAUCCUCACAAAACAAAAAUCACGAGUAUGCCCCGGUUUUUCAGGAAGGGAUUAAAAAAGAUGAAAAAAUGCUCAAGGAAAAAUCAAUUGAGAAGCAAAGUACUCCAUUCUGUUCUCAAAACAGUGUGGAUUUACAAUGCAUGUAUACACAACUUCUUUGUUCAUCGUUCAGUCUGCAACAGGCAAACUUGAACUUUCAAAUACCCUAUGUAUAUCCGCAGCCUAUAUCUCAACAGCAACCUCACGGAUUUGUGCCACAACAACCAGCUACCCAUGAAGUGUCCCCUAUUAUUUCAAGACAGGCCGGCCCCGCACCGUUGAUUUCACCUUUGAAUGAAUUUGAACUCGUUCCUCAUAUAUCUGGUUUAAAGAAAACCAGCCUUAAUGAAACUUGUGUCAGUCAUCAUGAUGACUGAAGUCUUA
Schistocerca gregaria is the source of this 1210-nucleotide messenger RNA. RefSeq names its product serum response factor homolog A-like. The transcript has 3 exons. NCBI's taxonomy places the organism in Eukaryota, Metazoa, Arthropoda, Insecta, Orthoptera, Acrididae. Gene Ontology annotation, biological process: positive regulation of transcription by RNA polymerase II. The record is from RefSeq and is a predicted model, not a curated record. Gene Ontology annotation, molecular function: RNA polymerase II cis-regulatory region sequence-specific DNA binding; protein dimerization activity; DNA-binding transcription factor activity, RNA polymerase II-specific. Bases 388 to 1203 code for a protein of 271 amino acids.